UAUGGUGUAUAUCUAUGUAGCCAGUGUGUAAGUCGUGGUUCAUCGUUUACAACACGGGCGCGCCACAUGUUAUACAGGAUGAUUUUGGGCCAUAUAGGCAUAUUACAUAUUUAAUACCAUUUGCAGUAUUUAUUUACAAGAUGGUGGCCUUUGACCCUGCUAAGCUCCAGGUCAAGAACAAGAUGCCUGCGGCGGUACAGAUUACCGCGGAGCAGAUCUUGCGUGACGCUGUUGAGUGGCAGAGUCGUGAGAACAAGCAGGUUAAUCGUACUUUUGUUGACCAGGAUGAGCUAGUCUAUUACAAGGCACAACGUCGCAAGGAAUUCGAAGACAAGUUAAGGCGGCAGCGCCAUCACAUGGGUACUUGGAUUAAGUAUGCACUGUGGGAAGCCAAUCAGCAGGAUUUUCGCAGGGCUCGCUCUGUAUUCGAGCGUGCUCUGCAAGUAGAUCCAAAUAAUGUUAACCUGUGGCUGCGCUACAUCGAGACUGAGAUGAAGAACAAGAAUGUGAAUGCCGCUAGAAAUUUAUUUGAUAGGGUAGUUUCACUUUUACCGCGUGUUGAUCAGUUUUGGUUCAAGUAUGCUCAUUUUGAGGAGCUGUUAGGUAACUACGCUGGCGCGCGUACUGUUUUCGAGCGCUGGAUGGAAUGGAAUCCCGAUGAUCGCAGUUGGAUGCUAUAUAUCAAGUUUGAGGAGCGUUGCGGCGAGCUGGAUCGAUGUCGUCAAAUAUUCGAGCGCUUUUUGGAGAGUCGGCCUUCCUGCGCAUCAUUCCUGAAGUUUGCCAAAUUUGAGCAGCGCCAGAAGAAUUACCCACUAGCUCGCGCGGCUUAUGUCAAAUGCCUUGAGAUUAUCCCGCCGGAGCUUUUGACGGAGGAAUUCUUCCUCAAGUUCGCUGCGUUUGAGACCCAGCAGGGGAACUUAUCAGGUGCCGAGAAGGUAUAUGAGCAGGGUCUAGGGAUAUUACCCCGUGAGAGCUCUGAGCAAUUAUACCGGUCCUUUGUGUCUUUCCAGAAGCAACAUCGUGAUCGUGAGACGAUUGACAACCUGGUGGUGACCAAGCGGCGUAACGAGUAUGAGGAGCAGCUUAUUGACUCGCCGUGCAACUAUGACAUUUGGUUUGACUACAUUCGCAUGGAGGAGCAGCAGCUGGGUCCCCAUGCUACAUCGCUCCCUGACGACUCACAUACUGAUGCGCAGCGCGCUCGUGUUUGCGAGCUUUAUGAGCGUGCUAUAUCUAACCUUCCACAGGUAGAUGACCGACGCCUAUGGCGUCGCUAUUCAUAUCUCUGGGUUGGAUACGCCAUCUUCUCGGAACUUACCCUGCAACAGCUGGAUCGUGCUGUUGCGGUAUAUCGCAAGGCGCUUCAGGUACUCCCCAAGGACUUCGCUAAGUUCUACAUACUACUUGCUGAGCUCUAUCUACGUCAAGGUGAUUUAGAUUCAAUGCGUAAAACGUUUGGCCUCGGUUUAGGUCAAUGCAAGAAGCCGAAGUUAUUCGAGACAUACGCGCAAAUAGAGCUUAAGCUUGGUAACCUGGACCGCUGUAGGCAUAUCCACGCGAAGUACAUAGAGACAUGGCCAUUUAAACCCGAGAGUUGGCUUUCAUUCAUAGAAUUGGAGUUAAUGCUAAACGAGCGUAAGCGCGUCCGUGGCCUCUGCGAGGCCGCCAUAGCCAUGGACCAGAUGGACAUGCCGGAGACUGUAUGGAACCGAUAUAUCGAGAUAGAGCGGGAAUGGCAGCAGUAUGCCCAUGUGCGCAAUAUAUACGAGCGUUUGCUGUUAAAGACAACGCACAUAAAAGUGUUUCUAUCAUAUUGUGAAUUUGAGUUUACAUCGGGAUUCCCCGAUAAUGCCAGGGCUAUUGCCGAACGUGCCCUGGAGUAUUACAAGGCAUCCAACCACCAGGUUGAGCGUGCCGGUAUGUUAGCACACCUAUUGAAAUUCGAGCGCACGUACGGCAAUGAUGAAACUAUUUCUAAAACUAAGGACCGCCAGCCCAAGAAGGUACGCCGCAAGCGCAAGAUGGCGGACGGUACUGUUACUGAGGAUAUAGUCUACAUCUUCCCCGAGGACGGGGUACAGCAGAACAAGCUUCUUCAGGCUGCCAUGCGUUGGAAGAGCCAGGCCAAUGUGACAUAAUGCGAUAAUUUAUUU
This is a messenger RNA of Babesia bovis T2Bo, 2153 nucleotides long. Its product is annotated as tetratricopeptide repeat (TPR) domain containing protein. Gene Ontology annotation, molecular function: protein binding. The transcript has 6 exons. Bases 141 to 2138 code for a protein of 665 amino acids. Gene Ontology annotation, cellular component: U2-type catalytic step 2 spliceosome; post-mRNA release spliceosomal complex; precatalytic spliceosome. Gene Ontology annotation, biological process: mRNA splicing, via spliceosome; spliceosomal complex assembly. The record is from RefSeq and is a predicted model, not a curated record. Lineage: Eukaryota; Apicomplexa; Aconoidasida; Piroplasmida; Babesiidae.